CAAACACGGAAGUGCCGCGACACGCAAACAUGGCGUAACUUCCGUCGUAUUACUUCCGGUGCGGUACUUCCGGUGUGUCAGUGUGUUUCCUGGGUGAGCUCAGUGCAGCCUCAAUCCUGCAGUACUACUGCGGUUGCUUUAAUUCCAAGAGUGUCAGAGUCCGUUCUUAGAGCAUUUCAGUAAAUCAUGAACAACGACAGGAAUCGGGUGGCUGAGCAGAUCUUGGAUCUAACCAUGGAGAUCAUCCACCUACUCACUGGAGAGGGUCCCAUGGUUGUGAAGGCCAGUAAUAAUGACUCAACUUGCAGCAAUCCACAUGUGUCAGAGGAGUUACAUAGGACCUUUAUCUCCAGCCCAGUCCUUCCACCUUGCUCCCUGAUCCAUGAAGGAAACAAUGAACAGAAGAUCCUGGAACUGACCAAUCAGAUCAUUGAGCUGCUGACUGGAGAGGUUCCUAUACGGUGUGAGGAUGUCACGGUAUAUUUCUCCAUGGAAGAGUGGGAGUUUAUAGAAGGACACAAGGAUCUCUACAAGGGCAUGAUAGUGGAGAACCACCAGUCACUGGAUAAAUCUGUACCUGAUGGAUUAUACAUUCCUGUUUCUUCAUCUGAUAUCCGAACCAAAGAACGUCUACAGAUAGAAUAUCCAUCUACUCCUAUUAAGGAGGAACCAGCCACAUGUGAAGAAGGAAAUCUCACAGACAUUUCUAAACCCACAGAACAUCCGCGAACAGAAUAUCCAACUACUCAUAUCAAGGAGGAACCAGCCUCAUGUGAAGAAGGAAAUCUCACAGACAUUUCUAAACCCACAGAACAUCCACGAACAGAAUAUCCAUCUACUCAUAUUAAGGAGGAACUAGCCUUGUGUGAAGAAGGCAAUCUCACAAACAAUCCACAGACAGAAUAUCCAUCUACUUAUAUUAAGGAGGAACCAGCCUGGUGUACACAAGGAAAUCUCACAGUUAUUUCUAUACCCACAGAACAUCCUCAGACAGAAUAUCUAUCCACUCAUAUUAAGGAGGAACCAGCCAUAUGUAAAGAAGAAAAUUUCACAGACAUUUCUACACCCACAGAACAUUCACAGACAGAAUACCUAUCUAUUCAUGUUAAGGAGGAAUCAGCCUUAUGUGAAGAAGGAAAUCUCAACGACCCAUCUACACCCCCAGAAUAUCCACACACAAAAUACCCAUCUACUCAUAUUAAGGAGGAACCAGUCUCAUGUGAAGAAAAUCUCAAUAUAUCCACACCCAGAGAACAUCCACAGACAUCUAUUCACAUUAAGGAGGAACCAACAUCAUAUGAAGAAGUAUAUCUUACGGACAUGCAUUUACCUUCAGAGCAUACACAAACAGAAAAAACAUAUUCUUGUCCUCAGUGUGGUAAAUGUUUUAAUCAGAAACCAUAUCUUCAAAAACAUAUAAAAACUCACACAGGUCAGAAGGCAUUUUCUUGUUCACAAUGCGGGAAAGGUUUCACAAGAAAAUCAUAUCUUGAUAAACAUCAGAAGGUUCGCGUAGAGGAUAAACCAUAUUUUUGUUCUAAAUGUGGAAAGAGUUUCCCCCAACAGUGUGCUUUUCUUGAGCAUAAAAUUAGUCAUAUAGGAGAGAAACCAUAUUCAUGUUCAGAGUGUGGAAAACGAUUUUUACGCAGAUCUGUUCUGGCAAUUCAUCAAAAUAUUCACACAGGAGUGAAACCAUAUUUUUGUUCUGAAUGUGGAAAACGGUUUAACCAAAAAUCUGAGCUUCGAAGUCAUCUAAGAAUUCACACAGGGGAGAAACCAUAUUCUUGUUUGGAGUGUGGGAAAUUUUUUAGACAUAAAACGGGUCUGCUUUCGCAUGAAAGAACGCACACAGGAGAUGAGCCUUAUUCUUGUUCCGAAUGUGGAAAACGGUUUACCCAUAAAGAGAAUUUUGCUGCACAUCAGAGAACUCACACAGGAGAGAAGCCAUACGCUUGCUCAGAAUGUGGGAAGUGUUUUGGCCAUCGAUCGGGUGUAAUCAAACAUGAAAGAAUUCAUACAAGAGCGAAAAAAAAAUCUGAUCUAAUUGACACGGAAGAGAAACCAUAUUCUUGUUCUGAAUGUGGGGAACGGUUUAUAAACCAGUCUUUUUUCAUUAAGCAUCAGCGGAUUCACACAGUAGAAGAGCCAUUUUUGUGUAUUAAAUGUGGGAAAUGUUUUGCAGAUAAGGACGCACUUGUCAGCCAUGAACUACUUCAUGAAGGUGAGAAACCAUAUUCCUGUGCGCAGUGUGGCAAAUGUUUUAGCCAUGAAAAGAAACUUGCCAGACAUGAGAAAAUCCACACAAGUGAGAAACCGUAUUCUUGUUCCGUGUGUGGAAAAUGUUACAUUGAUAAAACCACUCUUGUUAGACAUCAGAUAAUUCACACAGGCCAGAAACCAUAUUCCUGUUCUGAAUGUGGCAAAUGUUACCGUCAUAAAUCCACUCUUGUAAAUCAUGAAAAACGUCACACAGGUGAAAGACCAUAUUGUUGUUUUGAAUGUGGGAGACGUUUUUAUGAGAAGACUGUAUUUGUCUUACAUCAAAGAACCCACACAGGAGAGAGACCAUAUUCUUGCUCUGAGUGUGGGAAACAUUUUAGCUUUAAAGGAAGUCUUUUCAAACAUCGUCUUGUUCACUCAGAAAGAAAACCUAUUGCUCAGUGUGUAAAUGACUGAUUUUUAGAACAGUGACAAGAUCAUCGGUGAACCGACUACAUAUUAUAUUACUCCUUCACGACAGAUGAUGUACCAGGACUGUCUAGGCUUUGCCAAACAGCCUUUUUUGAAGGAAAUAAAUGGAGACACACAGGCCGUACGUUAAUAGUAUAAUAAAAUAUAGACUUGAGCUGGUCUUUAUCAUAGGAAUUCACAUACAUUUAGCCAUAAUGAUAUUAUGGAAUUGGCUGGGAUUACUAUGACAUCUUUAGUUGUGAAAAAAAUAGAAACGCAGGACCAUCCACAGUCUAAAGAUUCUUAUAUUGGAAACUUCCCACACAGUUUGACUUAGAAGUUCUGUGUACACCACGUUUUAGUUAUGUCAAAACGUUAACCUUGAGAAUGAACUUCUCUUCUUACGUAUGGAGCUUCUGCAGAUCUUGCUGCAAACCAUAGGACUUGUGGUGAUUCUGCCGCACUUAUAGAUUGUAUUGGAUUGUCAUAGCAGAAUCCUCUUAAACCUAAAACUUUAAAUGGUGUGAGAGUGCAAUGCAUGCGCACACCAUUUCCUUGGACAAGGAAAUCUAAAUUUACUCUGUCAAUGAAAACUAAAGAGGACUGGCUUUGGUAGCUGAGAAACGUUUGACAAACUCCAAGUACAGGUUCCCAGGACCACAACCACUGUGUUAUGCUGAAGUGGUUAUGGUACUUGGAAUGUCUCCUUAAAUUAAUUCAAAAACUCUGAUAUAUAUGAAGAGGAAUGUAUAAAAUGUAUUCAAAAUCUUUGUCGUAUACAUGGCUGAUAAAUGUGUUAAAAUAGACUUUACAAUAAAGUCUUUGUUGAUUUGCA
Pelobates fuscus (common spadefoot toad) is the source of this 3505-nucleotide messenger RNA. Its product is annotated as zinc finger protein 250-like. Gene Ontology annotation, cellular component: nucleus. Gene Ontology annotation, biological process: regulation of DNA-templated transcription. The record is from RefSeq and is a predicted model, not a curated record. Bases 187 to 2676 code for a protein of 829 amino acids. Lineage: Eukaryota; Metazoa; Chordata; Amphibia; Anura; Pelobatidae. The transcript is spliced from 7 exons.